Messenger RNA from Pochonia chlamydosporia 170, 1995 nucleotides. RefSeq names its product glycosyltransferase family 90 protein. Bases 1 to 1995 code for a protein of 664 amino acids. The record is from RefSeq and is a predicted model, not a curated record. The transcript is spliced from 2 exons. NCBI's taxonomy places the organism in Eukaryota, Fungi, Ascomycota, Sordariomycetes, Hypocreales, Clavicipitaceae.
AUGCUAUCAACGCCAUUAGGGGAGGGAGUUAUUACAACAGUUGCUAUCAUCUUAAUAUCGGAUUGGGAUAUCCAGAUGCAUGCUGCUUCUGUAAUGCCCGCUCUAUUACUACUCCUGGUGUAUGUGACACUCUCACACGGAACUCCCACGAUUCUACCGUCGCUUUCCUUUGAAGAGAAUAUCGUACCGCUGUCAUUACGAGUUGUUACCGUGAUAAUCGGCGCAAUCUGGCUACAGUUUCAUCUAUAUGGAGAGACGUACAGCACUGUUCUGCAUACAAGCACACUUGGAUUUGCGAAAGCGUCCUCCUGGUACUUUACCUCCCAAGUCGCCAAACAAACAUCAUGGAACUUCGCCACAACAUCCACCACAUUCGCCCUACUCUCAACAAUCAACCCCAUCACACAGCGCACCGAGACGCAAGCCCUCUCCACGGUCCUUCUAUCCAUCCUCAUCCUCCGACAACUCAUCCAAACGCUCCCCAAACAACCUAAACACCUAUACCUGCUCGCUUUCAUACCAACGGUCCCCUACCUCCUCAACAUAUACGCCAUCGUCUCUCUCUCCACACAACCUACUUCCCACCCCGUCGAAACACUCGCAACAUCCGCCAUCACCGACUUUCAAACCCUCCUAUCCCGCCAAUCAGUCACAUACACAGCCGCACACAACGAAUACCUCAACCGGUAUCACAUCGAUCCCCCUCCCGGCUUCCAAGACUGGUACGAUUUCGCGAAACACCACGAAUCCCGUAUAAUAGACGACUUCGACACAAUAUUCACCUCCAUAUCGCCCUUCCUCCGUAUCCCCGGCCAAAAGGUCCUCGAAAACAUACACCACGCUCAAACCCAGCACACAGACCUCUGGUCCUGCGUACUCAACAACGAAACAAAAUGCACACACUCUUUCCGCACCAACGACAGACACAUCCACCGCCUGCUCAACAACCUCGUCCAGUCUCUUCACAACUCCCCUAAUAUAACCCUCCUCGUCAACCAUCUCGACGAACCGACCUCCCUCCUCCCAGCACACCCCUCCGACAUCUUCACACAGACAGACCUCUCCCGCACAUCCACAUGGUCCAUCCUCACACAAUCCUGCAACAACACGCUGCAAACACCACCCUCAUUCAUAACCAACAUCUCAGUGGCCCUCAACCUCUGCCACAGCCCCCAAUACGCCCACCAGCACAGCCUCCUCAUCAAACCAUCCUCCUUCACCCUCAUCACCGCCCAGACACCAAUCCUAUCCACAGGAUCCCCAUCCACCAUGAACGACAUCCUCUUCCCCAGCCCGGCAUACACCGAAUCCGAGUUCCAGUACUCUCCCUCCAACGACGUAUCGUGGUCCCAGAAACGGCGGAAUCUCUACUGGGCGGGCUCCAACACAGGCGGCUACGCAGAUGACUCUUCAUGGGGGACAUACCACCGCCAGCGAUUCUUAUCGCUCACGCAGCAAAUACAGCCAUCUGAAUACAAGUACCUCAGCUAUAAGGACGGCUCCCAAUUUACAUCGAGAUUCCUCAACGGCAGACUAUACAAUACCUUCUUCACACGUAUAGUCCAGUGUUCCGAGUCGCUGUGUCGCGCACAGAGACAUUUUUUCAAGAUGAGGUCGUGGGCUCCGCGAGACGAGGCCUUCAAGUCCCAGCUGGUGUUUGACCUGGAUGGAAAUGGUAUAAGCGGGCGGUAUUAUAGACUCCUGGCGUCGAAUUCUGUGCCGUUGAAGCAGACUAUUUUGAGGGAAUGGCAUGACGACAGGUUAAUACCGUGGGCGCAUUACGUGCCUGUUAGUUUGGGAAUGGAGGAGCUGCCCGAAAUGGUUCGGUAUCUCACUUCUACAGAUCAAGGUCAAAAGACAGCCAAGGCCAUUGCGGAAUUGGGCAAAGAUUGGUCCUCCAAGGCGUUACGAGAAAUUGAUUCUACCAUAUACUUGUACAGAUUGCUGUUGGAGUUGGCGAGGGUCCAGGAUCCAACUAGACCAGCCUUGUUGUAG